AUAGGGUCACGUGUUCAUUCGUCCUGCCGGAAUUGUAAAUAGACGUUUUGUGAAUUAUAUAGGAAGAAAUAAACAUUUUUUUACACCCAAGUAUAAAGUGAGAAAAAUCCCUUUAGUACGUUAUACUACAACGUCUGCAACUUCUAAUAGUUGAAUGUCGUAUCUCUGAGAUAAAGGUUUGCAUUUUCAAGAACCGAAUAAUCAAGAAUGAAAAGAAACAAAGGCAAAGGCUCCACCUCAGAGAAGGAAUUUGUGUUUCAGUUCACGGCAGGGCGACAGUCCUGUACCCUUACGGUUCCUUUGAAAUUCCCAGUGCAGGAAAACCUCAGCGAUCUUCACGGCAGGCUAAUGCUGUUGCACAGACUGCCUUGCUUCGUCGAAGAUGAUUUAAAGGAUGCUCUUUGCAAGUUUAUUGAGGAACAAACUAUUAAGGACUAUGACAGAGAGGCAGAAUUAGCCUUGGAAAGACUCAGGACUGGAGACUUGGACAUUGACCUACUUACCAGCGCUUGGGAGAAAGCUUAUACCGAGACUACACUGGAACACGUCCGACCAGAGGAGCCCAACUGGGAUGAAGAUUUUGCUGACGUUUAUCACGACCUGAUCCAUUCACCCGCCUCUGAGACUCUGCUGAACCUGGAGCACAACUACUUUGUCAGCAUUUCUGAGCUCAUAAGUGAAAGAGACAUGGAGCUGAAGAAAUUACAGGAAAGACAAUCAGUAGAAAUGGAUAAAGUGAUGCAAGAGCUGGGGAAAACGUUGAGUGACCAGGAUGUGAAUGCAGUUGCUGCUCAGCAUUUUGACGCCCAACAGGAUCUGGAAAACAAAUGGGCCAAUGAACUGAAACAUGUAACAACGAUCCAGAAGCAAGAGUACCAGGAGUGGGUGAUGAAACUGCACCAGGAUUUACAGAACCCCAACAACAGUACCAUCAGUGAAGAGAUUAAGGUCCAACCAAGCCAGCUGAGUGAAUCUCAGGAACCUAGUGAAAGAUUGUUUGAAGACCAGAGACAACUAGAGGAGAGUUUUACAAUUCACUUAGGGGCGCAGCUGAAGACGAUGCACAACCUGCGUCUGGUGCGAGCCCACGUGCUGGAUUUCUGCAAACACAAGCGGCACCACCGCAGCGGGGUGAAACUGCAGCGGCUGCAGACGGCGCUGUCCCUCUACUCCUCCUCGCUGUGCGGCCUGGUGCUGCUGGUGGACAACCGCAUCAACUCCUACAGCGGCAUCAAGAGAGAUUUUGCUACUGUGUCAAAGGAGUGCACCGACUUCCAUUUCCCUCGGCUGGAGGAGCAGUUGGAGGUGUUCCAGCAGGUGGUGCUGUAUGCCCGAGCACAGCGAAACAGCAAGCUGAGGGAGCAGCCUGAUCUCUCCAGAAAUGGAACCUGUGAAGAUAAGUCCAAAAAUCUUGAAAGAAAUCCUUCAAAUAUUCUUCCAGGUGAAUUUUACAUCUCCCGCCACUCUAACCUCUCUGAAGUACAUAUUGUUUUCCAUCUCUGCGUUGAUGACAACGUGAGGUCUGGGAAUAUCACAGCACGGGACCCUGCUAUAAUGGGCCUCAGAAACAUACUCAAAGUCUGCUGCACACAUGACAUCACGACGAUUACCAUUCCUCUGCUUCUUGUGCAUGACAUGUCUGAGGAGAUGACCAUACCUUGGUGCCUCAAACGUGCAGAGUUAGUAUUCAAAUGUGUGAAAGGCUUUAUGAUGGAGAUGGCAUCAUGGGAUGGAGGAAUCUCACGGACUGUGCAGUUUCUUGUUCCUCAGAGCAUCUCUGAGGAAAUGUUUUACCAGCUGAGCAACAUGCUGCCACAGAUCUUCAGAGUGUCCUCUACCUUGACGUUAACCUCUAAACGGUGAAACUGGGAAGAAUUCACAUUCUAAGGCAGGGUCCUGGUGUUUCAACAGAAGAAUCCAGAUUAUUUCCAGAUGCAAAGCCUGACAUAGUACUGCAUAGUGUUAUGAAGCUAUUAUAUCAGUAGUUUCUGUGAAGGUGAAGUAUUCCACAAAUCCCCCAGUGUGUCACAUCCAUCGUGGGUUUAUGUGUUCAGAGCAAGGUAGUUUAUACGUUCAACAGUAAUGUUUGUUUAUGCUGAGGUUUUUCACUUGCCUUUUAAUUAGAAAGUGCACUGGAUAAAUUCCAGUAUAAAGACUUUUUCCUCUGUAUCUGCACUUUAAUUUGAACAGUCAGGAGUCAAAGAUGAAACAAAACGGAUCUUUGUCUGAAGGUGUAGCUGUGGUGCUGCACAGAGAGGGUUUCUGGUAUUGUCACAGCUAUUAUCAAUUCUUCAGGUUACUUUAAUCCCAAAUUAUUGUCAUCCUUCCCCUCUCCACCAGGGGACAGUGUUACUACCAUAUACAGAAGAUGCUGGGUCAGUUAAAGUUCAGCAAACCUGUGACUUCUGUAAUUUUCCUUUUCUUUCAGGGCUGCACUUUUAAUUUUUAAGCUUAUCAUGCUUAAUGUGUAACAGAAUUUAAAACUAGUUUAUGUGGUAUAUGUGGCAAUUUAGGUUUUAUUCCUCAAAUUUAUAAAAAGUACAUGUAAGUCAUUGUAUCAAAUAUUAUGGUCCUAGAAAAAUAAAGAUUUUAUAAUUGAAA
This is a messenger RNA of Lepisosteus oculatus (spotted gar), 2601 nucleotides long. It is a transcript of the gene ferry3, whose product is annotated as FERRY endosomal RAB5 effector complex subunit 3. NCBI's taxonomy places the organism in Eukaryota, Metazoa, Chordata, Actinopteri, Semionotiformes, Lepisosteidae. Gene Ontology annotation, biological process: regulation of mast cell degranulation. Gene Ontology annotation, cellular component: cytoplasm. The record is from RefSeq and is a predicted model, not a curated record.